Ooceraea biroi (clonal raider ant) is the source of this 4291-nucleotide messenger RNA. It is a transcript of the gene Tpst, whose product is annotated as tyrosylprotein sulfotransferase. The record is from RefSeq and is a predicted model, not a curated record. Gene Ontology annotation, cellular component: Golgi apparatus. NCBI's taxonomy places the organism in Eukaryota, Metazoa, Arthropoda, Insecta, Hymenoptera, Formicidae. Gene Ontology annotation, molecular function: protein-tyrosine sulfotransferase activity. Gene Ontology annotation, biological process: peptidyl-tyrosine sulfation.
AUGUCGUUACUUUUGAGCCGCGGCGGCCGGAAGGGGCCCAUUGCCUGCCUGGUGGCCCUAAUCUUUAUCUUCGUCCUCUAUCAGCUGGGCAUCAUUUGCAGUUCCACCAAAUACGUCCCCGCGGCCAUGAUGGUCAGCAAAGAGAAAUACGUGGUCGGCCCGUACGAUCGCAAGACAUACCCAUACGAUCGUUACAUGCCGCUCAUUUUCAUUGGCGGUGUACCACGAUCCGGUACCACCCUGAUGCGUGCCAUGUUGGACGCGCACCCUGAUGUGAGGUGCGGACAAGAGACUAGAGUCAUUCCGCGGAUUCUUCAGAUGAAGAUGCACUGGUCCAAGUCCGAGAAGGAAAAUGUACGUCUCACCGAAGCAGGAAUCUCGAAGGAGGUGAUAGAUAACGCGAUAGCAGCAUUCUGCCUGGAGAUAAUAGCGCGGCACGCCGAGCCUGCACCGAGAUUGUGCAACAAGGAUCCACUCACCCUGAAGAUGGGCUCAUACAUCCUCGAACUUUUUCCUAACGCCAAAUUUAUAUUCAUGGUGCGCGACGGCCGUGCCACGGUGCAUUCCAUCAUAUCCAGGAAGGUCACCAUAACGGGUUUCGAUUUAUCAUCCUAUCGGCAAUCUCUCGUCAGGUGGAAUCACGCAAUUUCCGUAAUGUACGGCCAGUGUAAGGAGCUGGGACCGGAGAGAUGUCUGAUGGUCCCUUACGAGCAGCUGGUGCUACAUCCACGCCAAUGGAUGAAGAAGAUAUUAAAUUUCUUGGAUGUGCCGUGGAACGAGUCCGUCAUGCAUCAUGAGGAGUUCAUUAAUAAACCUGGCGGAGUACCUUUGAGCAAGGUCGAGAGAUCAUCGGAUCAAAUCAUAAAACCGGUAAAUCUAGCGGCACUGACCAAGUGGGUCGGUAACAUUCCCGAGGAAGUGGUAAACGACAUGGCGGAAAUCGCGCCAAUGCUCUCGGUGCUCGGCUACGAUCCUUACGCAAAUCCACCUGUCUACGGAGCACCGGAUAGUUUAGUUAGCGACAACACCAGACGGGUACUGGCCGGCGAAAAAAUUUGGGAGGAGAAAGCGCGGCAAUACCAUCUGUCUCACAGACCUGUAGAAACUAACGGCGGUAGCAACGAGGAAGCUGCCUCCAGCACGGUCCCCGUCGCGUGACCCCGCGUGAUUCUCUUAGGCGCGCGCGACACGUAACCAACUUCCAUCCUAAGUCGCACCGGCUUAGGAGACUCUCCUCUGUACUUGCAAAGUAAACUCGAUGACGACAAGUCGCGCCGAGAACGAUUAAUCGUCCUCGCCGCAUUCUAAAUCCCCUCCGUUAUCGCACCUCGACGACACGCACCUGGACAACGGAUUAAUCGAUCAUUUCUCGCGGUGUUUAUUUACCAUUGUCAGGCUCACGAAACCAAAAGACUUGUAAUAUUAGCCGACGAAAAAGCGCAAGGUGUCCCAGAAACAGAGGAUAAAACUUUGAAAUGAAACUCCGGCGAAGAAUUUCUCGGCGGCUCGUAGAACGUUACUGUGAAAUGUGCUGCAUCGCACGCAGCGGAGUAAACAUAUUUCUUUCAGCGAAGAAAGAAAACUAAUACUCGUCCUAAGAUCCGUCAACUUUUUAAAAUUUGACGUCCUCGCGAAAUUUUCUACCGCAGAUAAAAGGCAAAACUGGUAGUUCGAAAUUGUUGUCGGAGAAUUGUUUCCAAACGUACAAUUCUUUUUACGUUAGAAAAAGGAUUGAAUGUUUAGGUUUAAUCGUCUAUUUCUGGGACAUUAUGUUAGCGAUAGUUACAUAUAAUUGAUAUUCUUAGAAAUAGUAAUAUAUAUGUUGAAUAGUAAAAGUAUUAUCAAUUUGAAGUGCUCGAUAUAAAAGAAUGAAAACGAUUACAAAGUCCAAUUUGACGACACAAUUUAUUUCAAGUGCAAUAUAUUCAUAUUAAAAGUAGAUCUUACCAGUUUUUAUCAUAAACACAUUAUAAAUCCCAAUAUUUUAUUUCUAUUUGAUAGGGAUAAAUUUAUUAACGAUUAAUUAUCAAUGAUUGAGAAGUAAAAUUUGUCUAAAGAAAAUGUUCAAUUCAUUGAUUCUCAGCAUCAAAUGGUAAUUCUUUUAGAUUCAUAGGUAUAUAUGUAUCGUCCAGAAUUACAAAUAUUUUAAUAAUAUUACGAAAUAGAGCCCAAAUUGAUGAUGAUACCAGCGAUCUACGAUUACUGAUAUUGUAAACCGCGAGAACAAUAGACAUGAAAUUCGUCGCACUGAAGAGUUAUACGAUCAAAUAAUUUCGUCAUCGUUGUUAUCAAGGAUCGGACCUGCUGUUAUUACUCCGACAAGUUUAAUGGUUUAAAUGAAUCCUGUAAAAGUAAAAGCAGAGAUAUAUAUAUAUAUAUAUAUAUCGGAACAGUCCGGUCCUGUAUUUAGAUAAAAUAACAAAGCGAAGUUGAGCGAUGUAUCGUGAGAAGGGAGCAAACGAAAGCUAAUUAUUCCUGUUUACAAUAAAUACUAUUUUUGCUCGUUGCUACGUCUGAACUAUUCGCACAAUCGAAUCUCGGGCAUUGGAUUAAAUAGUUCGAUCAGUUUCGUUCUGUUCGAGCUGUCCGAACGUGAAUCUCGGAUGUUUCUACUUUCGAGUAGUUCAAUCGCACAAUUCGUUGGAAAAAUGUUUGUAUGAGCUCUAGUUCGGACCUUUGCUUUAAUAAGCGACGUCGACCAACAACGGCCAGUGAUCUUAAGAAGAGAAGUGUUUAGGAUAUUUAACGACGUGAGAUCAACUUCAAAUGCGCAAAGGACCAGAAAGUAAACGUUGCUUCCUUUUGUCCUUUACAAAUAAAAGUCUCGAGUUGGUCGAUCUAAGAGGAUAAUAAUCUCGCGGAAGUUCUCGGCUUUGUGCAUAACUUAAGAUACGGUUGUCUGAUAUGUUGACGACAAAGUUGUGCAAAAUGAGUUGAUCAAGUUAAGUAAUAUUUUUGAAUCGAUAUAAAUCUAAAAUAUAGAGUUCUACGUCGCCAAAGAUCGUCCAUGUGUUUUAUUUAUAUUGUUCUUAUUUUUUCGAGAAAGCUCAUUUCUGUUGCAACACCUUCAAUUAUUGUAAGCGUAUUCUACAAAGCCGAGAGAUUCGACAAGAUAGAUUAGGUUUUUAAUCCGUAUUUUCCCCCACCGCGUAUCGUUUACCAUCGGUCGUAACGAAUUGAUGCAUGAGAUUUAAUGACAUAUUUUAUAUUCGCCAUAGUUUUUAGCUAGCGUAAUUCAUCGUGAGUUUUCAGCGGGUGACAUUUAGUCCAUAUCUGUUAUAUUGCCAAUAUAAUUAUGAGCUUAUCAGGAACUUUAAAUUAGGUCGUUAGCCGUUAUCGUUUGUUAAACAUUAUGAAAAUUUCACAAAAGUUUUCGCAAAAGAUUUUUACUAACUAAUGCGAGAAAGAGCAGAAUCAGUUGGACGCACCAUGCAUAUUAGAGCGAAUUAAAAUCUGUUGUAUAUUAAUUGAUCUAAGAACUAAAACAUAAUAUAGGUGCUUUGAUCGAUGAAAUGCUCAACAUAUAUUCUGCUAAACUAUCUGAUAGUUGAUAUGUUAAGUAUUUUACGAUACAGCCAUUCAUGUAUUUAUUGUAUAUGCUAUCUUUAUACCACUUUGUCUAUGGUAGUUCUAACUUUUAAGACUUUCGUGGCUAUUAAUUAAUUAGUGUUGUGCCAAUGCUGUUAACAGACGCAGCAUCUAUCCAGAAGCCAUGACUAACUGAUUGUGUACAGUAUAGUGUUUACAGAAGAUUUAUCCUCUUUAGCAAUUCUUUUUGUAUUUGCAAUUUUCAGAUACUAUAUGUAAUAUGUAAUAUAUGUUUUACUUAAAAUACAAGAAACAUAAUGCAUAACAUAAUGCAACAGACCAAUAAUGCACGCUCUAAUGCAUCCAACUGAAUUCGCUGAAGAAUUAUAACUAAGUAAACGUCUUUCGUUCAAGAAAUACUUUAGUUUAAUGUUUCUUAUAAAUGUUUUAAAAAUCGUUUUCCUUUAAAGAUUCUUUAAAAGAAAAAGAAUUGCGAAUUUUUUUUUGAAAUUUUACUUAAAAUAUUAUUUAAUGAAAAAGCGACGCGAAGCUGUCGGUCCAAUCUAAUAUUUAUAUACGUGUACAUAAUAUCCACGAACUCUUCUCGAGCGUGAUGCGGCGCAGUUUUGUUAUUCACCGUUUUUUGUGGCAAUCACAUUAUACUUUUAAGAAAGAUACGACGCCGCGCUGUGACUAGACACGCAAAGAUUUGUCGAAAUCUUAACUAUCUGUAUCGAAUUGUGCAAUUAAAUUAUUUUAAUAU